Serinus canaria (Common canary) is the source of this 3826-nucleotide messenger RNA. It is a transcript of the gene MMD2, whose product is annotated as monocyte to macrophage differentiation associated 2. Gene Ontology annotation, molecular function: pore-forming activity. The coding region runs from base 113 to 904 and encodes 263 amino acids. The record is from RefSeq and is a predicted model, not a curated record. NCBI's taxonomy places the organism in Eukaryota, Metazoa, Chordata, Aves, Passeriformes, Fringillidae. Gene Ontology annotation, cellular component: membrane. The transcript has 6 exons.
UCCCAGGAGCUGCUUCAGCCUCAGCCGUGGCUGAGCAAGACCUGGGGACAGCCAGAUGGACAAGCUGUGCUCUGGUGUCCCUUCUGCAGGGCAGCUGGAGCAGAGCUGAGCCAUGGUAGGGCUGCAGGCCCUGUGCAGGCCCCUCCAGAAGGGUUUUGCUCCAUCCCUGUCCCCUGAGCGUGGUUCUCUCCCCACUUCUCUCUGCAGGUUCAUGAAUCACCGUGUCCCGUCCAACUGCAGGUACCAGCCCACGGAAUAUGAGCACGCAGCCAACUGUGCCACCCACGCUUUCUGGAUCCUGCCCAGCAUCCUCGGCAGCUCCAUCCUCUACAUCCUCUCUGAUGACCAGUGGGAAACCAUCUCAGCCUGGAUCUAUGGCUUUGGCUUGUCCAGCCUCUUCAUUGUCUCCACCAUCUUCCACACCAUCUCCUGGAAGAAGAGGCAUCUCAGGACUGUGGAGCACUGCCUACACAUGUUUGACAGGAUGGUGAUCUACUUCUUCAUCGCCGCCUCCUACGCUCCCUGGUUGAACCUGCGGGAGCUGGGUCCCUGGGCCUCCCACAUGCGCUGGAUCAUCUGGAUCAUGGCAUCCAUUGGCACCGUCUACGUGUUCUUCUUCCACGAGCGGUACAAGCUGGUGGAGCUGGUGUGCUACGUUAUCAUGGGCUUCUUCCCCGCCUUGGUCAUCCUCUCCAUGCCCAACAGGGACGGCCUCCUGGAGCUGGUGGCCGGUGGCUUCUUCUACUGCCUGGGCAUGGUGUUCUUCAAAAGCGACGGGCGCAUCCCCUUCGCCCACGCCAUCUGGCACCUCUUCGUGGCCAUGGGAGCUGGCAUCCACUACUAUGCCAUCUGGAGGUACCUCUACCAGCCUGGGGCACUGGACACCAAAACCUCCCCCCGGUAGAAGCCUUAGAGACAUUGUUUGUGCCACCUGGCACGUGGGGACACAGAGGGCACUGGUGACAGCCUGCGCCGUGGGCUCGCCCAAACCAACCCCUCGCCCUGUGGACAGCAGCUCUUGGUGCCCUUCCCGCACAGACAGGAGAGCCUGGAGGUUCAUUUUAAAUAUUUUUCAUUUUUAACCUCGGGAACUGUUUAUUUUUUUAGGCAAAGGUUUCAGAACACAGUGACUGGCUGGGCUGUGGGUGGUAGGAGUGACCACUCACUGGAGCUUCGCUCACUCACCUGGUCUUGACCAUCCCAUGGGACUGGGAACCUUGCUCCCACAUGCCCCCGGCUAUGACACCCUGGGUUUGGCUCCUGGAGUCCCUAGAGUGUGCUACUGAGGGGACUGGAGGAGUCAGGAUGAGGAGAGAGAGCCAGUGGUGGAGAGGGAUGUGGUGACACCCCUGCACCACCUGGUCUGGCUCCUAAACCUUCCUGAGUCCUGUCAGCACUAACAGCUCCAUCCCAAGCCCUUGAGGGGAUGGUCCACACUCAACAAGCCUUACAAGAGAUUGAAACUUGAAUCUCUCCCGGGGCAUCCCAGUCCCUGAGCACUGGGAAACCCUUUCUCUAAGCCAAUAUGAAGUGCACAACUCAUCCAUACAUCCCUGGGAUCCCCUGUGGACAUUUUCUCCCUGGAGUGCUUGGUUUUCCUCUCCAGCCUGGUGCCAGUGGCAGCCUGAAGCACGGCCCUGCUCCCAGGCCCUGCUGCACGUGUGCCUUCAGCAGGGAGCAGAGGGGGAUCCAGCUCCUGGCAUCUCCCUGACUGGGGUCAGCCCAGGGGAGUCCCUUUCUCCUCAAGGGAGGGAAGAAAACCUCCUUGGACUGGGAUCACGGGGCCACCUGCCUUCUCUGCUCCCAUUUUGCUGAUGAACCUAUUGCUCAUCAGAUUUAAUUCCACUUUUGGAAAGAUUUCUGGCGUUCCCAGGAUUGCUGCAGGGCAGGAAUGCAUCCACACGAAGCCUGGGUGUGAGCUGUGAUGGAGAGAUCCCAGGGAUGCUCAGUUUUCAGAUGCCUAACCGUGGCCACACAGUGCUAGCCCAGGGACAUGGAACAUCUGACCAGCUGCUGGGAGCAGCAGAAUGGCAAAACCACACCUGAUCCUGCUCCCCAAACACCCUGGCAGAGCUGCUGGAGCCAGGAGGGUGUGGUGUGUGCUGGGCUGUGCCUGCACCUUCCCCAUCAGCCCCAAAGGAAUCAAUUGCCCAUCACCUCCUUUUGGCCUUUGAUUAAUCACAGCCGCAGCCUCUGCCAUGGUGUGGCAAGUGAAGGAGAUUUAUGGCCACCAUCCCAUGUCUCCUGUUUCUCCAGCAGCAUUCCAGGGAGCUGAGCAGAGCUUAGGGCCCCCCAGCCUGUGGCACCCCAGGAGUGGCUCUCCAGGGCUGUGCCACUGUGCAGCAAAUACCAAAGAGGAAACAUCUGGAUACUCACCCCCUCCUGACGUGGUGCCUGUGGUCAUCAGGCUGGCAAAAAUAUCUGCUGGGUUUUCACUUCCACAGGCAGGAGGUUCCUGUAAAAGGCUCUGGGAGCUGUCCCUGGCAUCCCAGCCUGGCAUGGGGCUGCUGGGGGUCUGUGCCCAGGGCACCCCAAAGCAUCCUUUGGGCUGGGGCUGAUGGGUGGUCUUAGGGAUGGGGGUGAAGGAGCUGGUGUGAGCCCAGGCUCUGCUGCUGCUCUGCCCAGCCCUGGCCCUGUCACCUGCUGCAGGUGGAGAGGUGGAAAAGGGUGAGCUGUGAGUAAGCAGCAGUUUAUGGAGCAUAUCCAGGGUUGGAAUAGCAGGAUACAGAGGUCCCAGAAUGGGAGAUGCCAUAUUUUCUCUCUGACAAGUCAUUACCCUUCUCUGUGCCUCAGUUUCCCCAUCUGUAAAAUGGGGGUGAAGACCCUGACCUACCUCAGGGCUCAUGUGAGGACCCCAUAAGCACUUGGAGGGCAGCCAGAGCUGCACAAACACCUGCUUCAAUUUUCCCUGUCUCUGGGGGAGCAGCUUCCCAGAGCCACCCUGGGGCACGGUGACAACUUCAGCUCUCCUCCCCCUCUGUCCCCAAACACCACAGGGAGCCACCCUGGGGUCAGGCCAGGCAAACAGCACUCCCAGCCCCAGGAAAUGUCCCCUGGCAGGGCUGAGGAUGCCCAGGGACCACCACCCUGCUUUGCCCUGUUUCACCCCAAGGGAUUUAUCUCAGAAACUGUUUUGCCAUUUGCGGUCUUUUGGCCCUAAAUCUGUCCCAAGGGCUCCCGAGGCACAGGGAGGUGCCAGCAGGACCUUUCUGAGGCUGCUUCAUCUCAGUCUCCUGCUGAAAAUCCAGGGCAGGACACCCAGGCAGGAGUGGAUGGCCAGGCUCUGUCAGGAACAUUGCCACCCUGCCUUCAGCCUGGAUUUGCAGUGUGGGUUUCUCUGUAAGUGAGGGGCUCCCCCUCUCCCCUUGCUCCUAAAUCCUCCCCUUGCAAAGCAUGGGGGACACAGAGCAAGUUCUUGGAUUGUCCUCCUAUUUUAUACUAAUUUUAAAUGACUCCUAACAUUCAGGAUGUUUGUGGAGGAGGGCUCGAGGGAUCUUUUUAGCAUCUCAUGUUUUUCACCAUCCAUCCUUGUUCAAUCAGUAUUUUAUAUUUAACACAGUAUUGGGUCAAAAACAAACAAAUGUAAGGAAGAUAACGCUAGUGGAUGUUGUUUCCUGUGGAGUAGGAUCGAAAUAAAAACUCAAGAUACCUCACUCUGGCCUGCUUGUUAAAUCAAAAUUAGUUCCCCUGCAGCAUCUGGAAAUAAACUCAUUUUCUGUCUGACUCAUCCCACGUGGCUUUGGUCCCUGCUGAGGAGAGGAGCCACUCAACCAACUGCAGGGCACUGGGAUGCUGAGCACUGACUCACCUUGGUGCAGGGAUGGCA